AUGCCGCGCCCCUUCCAUUUGGCCAGCUCCGCCUUGCAGCGCUCGCGCUUAUCCUCUUUGGGCAUGCAGCGUUCGCACAUGCCUCUCGGCCCGUGCAGACAGCGCGGACGCCACUCAUCAUCUUUCUUGCCGUCCUCGUCCGCGGCUUCCUUCUCCUGCGGUUUGCUGGGCGGCGACGGACUUGCCGCAGGCGCAACCUCCUUCACCUUCCCCUUGACGUACACAAAAUCGCCCUGGCGUGCCGUAGAGACGUCGAAGGGCGUGGCGAGCUUGACGUCACCGUGCAGGCUGAAGAGCCCGUCCAUGGCGCCCAGCGAAUCGAUGAGACCGCCUAGGUCCGAGAGCGAGCCGUUGGGCGGCAGCGAGACGCGCUCCGUUCGGCCGGACGGCAAUCUCACGCGGAGAAUCAUGGUCGGAGGAAGGAAGAAGGAGGGAGUGAGGACGGGAGCGCGAUGGAGGAGUGGAAAGCAUGCGGCCCCCGGGGCCGGUCUUAACAUGGAGGACGUCGACAGAGGAAACGUCUAG
Molecule: messenger RNA, 525 nt
Organism: Chondrus crispus (carragheen)
Lineage: Eukaryota; Rhodophyta; Florideophyceae; Gigartinales; Gigartinaceae
Exons: 1
Coding region: 1-525 (174 amino acids)
Source: RefSeq, a predicted model, not a curated record